AUGAUCGACCUUCCACCCGCUAGGGCGGUCUCGGAAAACCGUCGUGAAAGGGAGACCUUCAGAUAUGACUCCUCGCUCAUUGCCCAGGCCGUCUAUAACGAUGCCAGCAGCUUCAUCCCGCCAUCGGAGCUGAGCUCUUCCUCGGACCCGGCCCUGACGGCCUUCGCAGAGCUCGGCGCUUUACGUCUCAAUGCCAGCCGUGCCCUCAUCUCGUUGUUCGACAGCAAAUACCAGUACAUCGUUGCCGAGGCCACCCCGUCUCUGGCACUGACUCCCAAGACCAAAUCCGAGGACCUUGAAACCGGGGAGCACUUGUUGCUCUCCGGUACCGCUCUGCCACGUUCGUCCGGCGUGUGCGAGAUGGUCCUCGCAGUUCCCGAGUCUUCCGACAAUGCGCCUUGGAGAAAUUCUGAACUCCCAGUGACCGUAAUCCCCGACCUCACGAAAGACCCCAGGACGGCAGAGCGACCUCUCUGUCUCCACUCGUCAGGCAACCGCUUCUAUGCUGGCGUGCCCAUUCGUUCCCAAAAGGGCAUCAACAUCGGUGUCUUUUGUGUUUUUGGGCAACAUCCUCGCGAAGGGCUGGACAAUGUGUCGAUGCGGCUUUUGCAAGACCUGUCCAUGGUCAUCGUCGAUUACCUAGACGCCAAGCGCAACAGAGACGACCAUCGCCGUGCCGAUAGAAUGGUUCGUGGCGUCGGUAGCUUCAUCGAAGGCAAGAGCACCAUGUCUGGCUGGAGGAUGAGGAACAACCCGGAUUCCUUCAACGACAACCCCUCCUUCGAAGGCGGUCUCAACAAGAAUCAGCAGCAGCUCCAGCGCGAUAACGAGUUGAUCGCAGCCGAAGAUUCUCAACGAGAAGCGGCAGCUUUAAAUGAUUGGCAGCGACCGAGUCCUGAAUCGAGAGAUUACUUGAAGUUGACGGAACCUCAUCAACGGACAGGAAACCAAGCGCUGGUGCCGUCUGUUUCCGGAAAGUCUUUCAAAGCCUCACGAUCCGGGUCAGGCGGGUCCGCACACGAGAACCGGGACCCCCACGAUACUAAACUCCGCCACAUCUUUUCAAAGGCGUCCAACAUCGUUCGUGAGGCCAUCGAGGUUGAGAGUGUCCUGUUUCUGGAUGCCACCAUUGGCUCAUUUGGUGGGCUGGCUGACUCCAAAACCUAUCACGUCACAUCGACGGGUGCUAAAUCGCCAUCUUCAUCGAGCGAUGAAAGGAGCAGCUCAGGCUCAGGGAGCGGUAACAACAGUCUUGUCAGCCAGGAAGACGCCACGUGCCGUGUGCUGGGCUUUUCAAGCUCGGCCAUCUCGAGCAUUGACGGCGACCUGCCCUCCCAAAGUCAUGCCUCCAUAUCUGAAAAGUUUCUUUCCAAGCUACUGCGGCGCUACCCUGAAGGCAAGAUUUUCAACUUCGACGAGAGCGGCUCCAUUCAGUCUAGCGACUUUUCUGGAGAUGACCACACCCUGACUGUGCAGACGCCCGUUGAUGAUGCGGCCGAGCCUCCGCAAACACCGAUCGAAGACGACCGCAAACGCCGAAGGAGACCCAAAAACCCUUUUUCAAGACGCAACGAAGGCAAGCUUCUCAAUGACAUCUUUUCGGGUGCACGAAGCAUUGCGAUAGUUCCUUUGUGGAACGCCCAGAAGCAACGCUGGCACGCCGGUGGUUUCGCCUGCACGAAAACCCCCACGCGCGUUCUCACCGUCGAGGGCGAGCUCAGCUAUCUCCGGGCUUUUGGCGCGGUAAUAAUGUCCGAAAUCCAUCGCGUCAACUCUAUGCUAGUGGACAAGGCCAAGACGGAUCUACUGAGCUCGCUUUCUCACGAGCUUCGAUCUCCGCUGCACGGCAUCAUCCUUGGUUCGGAGCUGCUUCAUGACACCCCUCUCGAUGCGUUCCAGGGCGAGACGCUGGUCUCGAUAGAGAAUUGCGGACGCACACUUUUGGAGACCAUUGAUCACCUUCUGGACUGGAGCAAGAUCAACAACUUCAUAGGCCCUUCGAAGCGUCGCAACAGCACUGUUGACGUCGGCGAUAGAGGUCUCAGGAACCGGGACCAGAAAAUCAGCAUCGAAGCCGGCAUGAUGAGCAUUACCUCUAAUGUGGACCUUGAUGUGCUAUCCGAAGAGGUCGUUGAGAGCAUAUGCGCUGGGUUCAGCUACCAACGGGUAUCAGUUGCUCAGCUCGCCAACAACAGACCAGGCGAGCACGCAGAUACGAGUGCGAUACGCAGGCUUGACAGCAUGCAGGCGAUGGAAGACAUGGCUUCGGGGACAAACAAAUUCGGAGAUCUUCAGCUCGUUCUCGGCGACGUGUCCGUGACGUUUGAUAUCAAUCCUGCGGCAUCGUGGCGCUAUCAUACCCAGCCCGGCGCGAUUCGCCGGAUUAUCAUGAACUUGUUGGGCAACUCACUCAAGUACACGAGCAAGGGCUUUGUCAACGUCCACGUGACUCAGAUGAGCAGAAAGGAGGAGAAUCCUUCGGGUAACGCCAAGAUCCAGAUCGACGUGGUGGACUCUGGGCGAGGCAUCAGCGAAGACUACCUCCGACAUCGCCUCUUCUCCCCUUUUGCUCAGGAGGACAACCUCUCUGCUGGGGCCGGCCUGGGCCUGAGCCUGGUCAAUCAGAUUGUCGCUAAAUUGCGCGGGUCCAUCCAGGUUUGGAGCAAGGUCGGCCACGGGACCAAAGUGAGGGUGCAGCUGCCACUGCAGGCCGCCGUCCAAACGUCGCCGACAAUCAGCCAUCCGAACACUAUCGGUUUCGACGACUUCCGGGCGUUGGUAAGCGAGCUCGGGGGUCUCCGAGUCAAGCUCUUGGGUUUCCCAGACGACUAUGGAGUUCAAUUGGUCGACGACUUGUCGAGCCACACACGGAGCGAGGGUGAAUUGGUGGCAAACAUCUGCAGGGACUGGCUUCGAAUGCACAUCAUUGACCAAUCCGUAGAAGAACAGCUCCUCCCCGACCUGGUGCUAUCUACUGAACGACACCUGGACCAACUCCUCUUCGAACGACGUCAAGGCAUCAUUUCCACGCCCGUUGUGAUUAUUUGUCGGAACGCCCUGAUUGCGCGGCAACUAGCAACUUCGCCGCGAUUCACUGGCAAGCGGGUCGUUUUUGAGUUCAUCUCGCAGCCCAUCGGACCAAGAAAACUCGCCAAGGUCUUGCUGCUGAGUUUCAGAAGAUGGACUCGAUCGCAAGCCGGCGUCAUUCCCACGCCCACGCAGUUGUCUCUGACAAGCGCAGCCCGGUCCAAUACCAAUCACAACACGCCUACCGGUCGGAGCCUGGGAGGCAGUGCUGGUGGAAGAAGCACGGAGUCUCUGCGAGAACUUCCCAAUGAGGAUGAGUUCAAGCUCGACAAGCAAGAAGAUGGUGGCUCGGUAAACAGGCCGAGGUCGAACGGCGAUGACCGACUAGAGGGCCUCGAAGAAGGUAAGGAGUCGGGCGCCGAGGAUAUAGUUCUUCCGGAUCGACCGAAGCGAGAAGAGACACCUGCUUCAGACUCAAAACGCAGCGGACGUUCAAAGAAGGACGGUAAAGAUCGAUCUAAGUUUUUAUUGGUUGACGACAAUCCGCUCAAUCUCAAGAUACUAGCAUCCUACAUGAAAAAGUUGGGACACGAGUUCCAUAAUGCCAUGGACGGGCAACAAGCUCUGGAGAUAUUCAAAGAGGGUGCCGGACAGUUCCAGUGCGUCCUCAUGGACAUAUCGAUGCCCGUGAUGGAUGGGUUCGAAGCGACGCGCCGCAUCCGCGCCAUCGAGACGGAUCAGGGCUUUAGGCGUUGCCACAUUUUUGCGCUCACGGGUCUGGCAUCAGCAAGCGCGCAGCAAGAGGCGUUUGCGAGUGGCAUCGACCUGUUUCUUACCAAGCCCGUGCGACUGAAAGAAUUGAAUAGGAUUUUAGAGACGAAGGGGGUUGCAUGA
Molecule: messenger RNA, 3921 nt
Organism: Colletotrichum spaethianum
Lineage: Eukaryota; Fungi; Ascomycota; Sordariomycetes; Glomerellales; Glomerellaceae
Product: hybrid signal transduction histidine kinase A
Exons: 3
Coding region: 1-3921 (1306 amino acids)
Biological process (GO): phosphorelay signal transduction system; phosphorylation
Molecular function (GO): phosphorelay sensor kinase activity
Source: RefSeq, a predicted model, not a curated record